AUGGCAUGGGGCGAUACGACUGGGGGCCAUACGACAGGAGGCGAUACGACAGGGGGCCAUACGACAGGAGGCGAUACGACAGGGGGCCAUACGACAGGAGGCGAUACGACAGGGGGCGAUACGACAGGAGGCGAUACAACAGGGGGCGAUACGACAGGGGGCCAUACGACAGGAGACGAUACGACAGGGGGCGAUACGACAGGAGGCGAUACGACAGGAGGCGAUACGACAGGAGGCGAUACAACAGGUGGCCAUACGACAGGAGGCGAUACGACAGGGGGCCAUACGACAGGAAGCGAUACGACAGGGGGCCAUACGACAGGAGGCGAUACGACAGGGGGCGAUACGACAGGAGGCGAUACAACAGGGGGCGAUACGACAGGGGGCCAUACGACAGGAGACGAUACGACAGGGGGCGAUACGACAGGAGGCGAUACGACAGGAGGCGAUACGACAGGAGGCGAUACAACAGGGGGCCAUACGACAGGAGGCCAUGCGGCAGGAGGCGAUACGACAGGGGGCCAUACGACAGGAGGCGAUACAACAGGGGGCCAUACGACAGGAGGCCAUGCGGCAGGAGGCGAUGCGGCAGGCAUGGGGCGAUGCGGCAGGCAUGGGGCGAUCGAAUGA
Molecule: messenger RNA, 630 nt
Organism: Closterium sp. Yama58-4
Lineage: Eukaryota; Viridiplantae; Streptophyta; Zygnematophyceae; Desmidiales; Closteriaceae
Source: the annotation of a GenBank genome assembly